AUGGCCCAGCUGGUGAGAACACAGCUGCUGUUCCUUCUGGUGGGGGUCACCGCAGUAUGGGCAGCCCGGCCCAGGACUGAGCUUCUCAGUGUCUGUAUGGACGCCAAGCACCACAAGGAAAAGCCAAGCCCGGAGGACCAGCUGCAUAAGCAGUGCAGCCCCUGGAAGAAGAAUUCCUGCUGCUUCCCCAACACCAGCCAGGAAGCCCAUAAGGAUAUUUCCUACCUGUACAAAUUCAACUGGGACCAUUGCGGACAUAUGACACCUGCCUGCAAAAGGCACUUCAUCCAGGACACCUGCCUGUAUGAGUGCUCCCCUAACCUGGGGCCCUGGAUCCAGGAGGUGAACCAGAGCUGGCGCAAGGAGCGCAUCCUGGACGUGCCCCUGUGCAAAGAGGACUGCCAGCAAUGGUGGCAGGACUGUCGCACCUCCUACACCUGCAAGAGCAACUGGCACAGGGGCUGGAACUGGACCUCAGGCUAUAACCAGUGCCCAGUGGGAGCCGCCUGCCUUCCCUUCCAUUUCUACUUCCCCACAUCGGCUGCUCUGUGCCGUGAAAUCUGGAGUCACUCCUACAAACUCAGCAACUACAGCCGAGGGAGCGGCCGCUGCAUCCAGAUGUGGUUCGACCCGGCCCAGGGCAACCCCAACGAGGAGGUGGCGAGGUUCUAUGCCCUGGCCAUGAGUGCCGGGGCCCUGCCCCGAGGGCUGGAGCCUCUCCUGCUCAGCCUGGCCCUGAUGCAGCAACUCUGGCUGCUCGGCUGA
Messenger RNA from Neomonachus schauinslandi (Hawaiian monk seal), 765 nucleotides. Its product is annotated as folate receptor alpha. Gene Ontology annotation, cellular component: external side of plasma membrane. Bases 1 to 765 code for a protein of 254 amino acids. The record is from RefSeq and is a predicted model, not a curated record. Lineage: Eukaryota; Metazoa; Chordata; Mammalia; Carnivora; Phocidae. Gene Ontology annotation, molecular function: signaling receptor activity. Gene Ontology annotation, biological process: sperm-egg recognition; cell adhesion; fusion of sperm to egg plasma membrane involved in single fertilization. The transcript is spliced from 4 exons.